Molecule: messenger RNA, 435 nt
Organism: Sipha flava (yellow sugarcane aphid)
Lineage: Eukaryota; Metazoa; Arthropoda; Insecta; Hemiptera; Aphididae
Product: craniofacial development protein 2-like
Exons: 2
Coding region: 1-435 (144 amino acids)
Molecular function (GO): catalytic activity
Source: RefSeq, a predicted model, not a curated record
AUGAAAGAAAGGAACAAUCGAGGAAGUGAUAGGUCUGGACAUUUGACGACAGCGAUAUUGGAACUUGAACGAUAUCGACUGGAUAUUAUCGCAAUUCAAGAAGUAAGGUGGCCGGGAGAAGGAAGCUUAAAAACUGGAAAUUGGAUGGUAUUCUAUAGUGGUGGUACUGGACACCAGUUAGGGGUUGGUUUCAUUGUGAAUGACAAGAUAUUACCUAGAGCCAAAAACUUAAAGGCAGUAAAUGACAGAUUUUGCUACAUUGAACUGGAGUGCCAAUGGUUUAACGUGAUGCUAAUUAAUGAAUAUGCUACAACUGAAGACAAAGAAGAUGAGGUCAAGAAUAUUUUUUACGAAGAUUUGGAUAAUGUAUGUGACCUGGUACCGAACAACAAAGUAAAAAUCUUACUAGGGGAUUUCAAUGCAAAAAUAGGAUAG